GAGAGGUUAAGGGGGAAGACUUAAGAUCUUCUGCACAUAAGUGCGCGUGGGUUCGAACCCCACAGCCAGCAUUAUUUUUGUCAUUUUUUAAAAUAUUUUUAUUUUUUGGCUACUUCAAUAGUAUUUUUUGGCGUUGAUACAUAAAAUCACGUGGAAACAUACUCAUAGUAUCUGCCAAUGAUGCACGGAAGGUAGCUAUGUUUCGUGUGUUUACAAUCGAUCUGUAUGUUACUGUUGGAAGAAGACAGAGACACCUGAAGCUUAGUACUUGUACGAGGAGGAAGGGAAGUGUACCCAACAACAACAUCAAGCCAAACGUGAAAGACCCCGACAUCCUUAAAUGGAACAAAGCUAUUUCUACCCACAUGCGCAAUGGCCAUUGCGACUCUGCUCUCCACGUCUUCAACAAUAUGCCUCGUCGAAGCUCCGUCUCCUACAAUGCCAUGAUAUCUGGCUACUUGAGGAACUCCAAGUUCAACCUUGCAAGGGAACUGUUUGAUCAAAUGCCUGAAAGAGACUUGUUUUCCUGGAAUGUAAUGCUUACUGGCUAUGUCAGGAACCGAAGACUCGGUGAUGCUCGCAGACUGUUUGAUUUAAUGCCUGAUAGAGAUGUUGUUUCCUGGAAUGCCAUGUUGUCUGGUUAUGCUCAGCAUGGCUAUGUUGAUGAUGCAAGGGAGGUUUUUGAUAAUAUGCCUCAUAAGAAUUCCAUCUCAUGGAAUGGCCUCCUUGCUGCCUAUGUUCAUAAUGGCAGAAUCGAGGAGGCUUGUCGGUUGUUUGAGUCCAAAUUGGAUUGGGACUUGAUUUCUUGGAAUUGUUUGAUGGGUGGGUUUGUUAGGAGAAAAAAGUUAGGUGAUGCUAGGUGGCUUUUUGACCAAAUGCCUAUAAGGGAUGCAAUCUCAUGGAACACUAUGAUUUCAGGUUAUGCCCAGGAUGGAGAUUUGUUGCAGGCUAGGAGAUUGUUUGAUGAAUCUCCAAUACGGGACGUGUUCACAUGGACAGCUAUGGUGUCUGGAUAUGUGCAGAACGGUAUGCUGGAUGAAGCUAGGAACUUUUUUGAUGAAAUGCCUCAGAAAAAUGAAAUUUCAUACAACGCAAUGAUUGCGGGAUAUGUGCAAUCCAAGAAAAUGGAUAUGGCAAGGGAGUUAUUUGAAGCUAUGCCAUGUCGGAAUAUAAGCUCGUGGAAUACCAUGAUUACCGGCUAUGGUCAGAAUGGAGAUAUUGCUCAGGCUAGAAAAUUGUUUGAUAUGAUGCCGCAGCGUGACUGUGUAUCUUGGGCAGCUAUUAUUGCUGGUUAUGCUCAGAGUGGUCAUUACGAAGAGGCUCUCAACAUGUUUGUAGAGAUAAAAAGAGAUGGAGAAAGUUUAAAUAGGUCUACCUUUGGUUGUGCUUUGAGCACAUGUGCUGAUAUUGCUGCUUUGGAGUUGGGGAAACAAAUUCAUGGGCAGGCGGUGAAAACAGGAUAUGAGACUGGGUGUUUCGUGGGGAAUGCGCUUCUUGCAAUGUAUUUUAAAUGUGGCAGCAUAGACGAAGCUAAUGACAUAUUUGAAGGAAUAGAAGAGAAAGAUGUCGUUUCUUGGAACACGAUGUUAGCUGGUUAUGCCAGGCAUGGUUUUGGAAAACAGGCUUUAAUGAUAUUUGAGUCAAUGAAGACAGCGGGUGUUAAGCCAGACGAAAUUACCAUGGUUGGUGUUCUUUCUGCUUGUAGUCACACUGGCCUUUUAGACAGAGGAACUGAAUACUUCUAUUCGAUGCAAAAAGAUUACGGUGUAACACCAUCUUCAAAACAUUAUACUUGCAUGAUUGAUCUUCUUGGCAGAGCUGGCCGUUUAGAAGAAGCACAGGACUUAAUGAGAAACAUGCCUUUUGAGCCGGGAGCUGCUUCAUGGGGAGCUCUACUUGGUGCAAGUCGGAUUCAUGGCAAUACUGAACUGGGUGAGAAGGCUGCUGAGAUGGUUUUUAAGAUGGAGCCUCAGAACUCGGGAAUGUAUGUCCUUCUUUCAAAUCUAUAUGCAGCUUCUGGCAGAUGGGCCGAUGCUGAUAAGAUGAGACUGAAGAUGAGGGAUGUUGGUGUACAGAAAGUACCUGGCUAUAGUUGGGUUGAGGUACAAAACAAGAUUCAUACUUUCUCAGUUGGCGAUUGUUCCCAUCCAGAAAAAGAGAGAAUAUAUGCCUUCUUAGAAGAGCUAGAUUUUAAAAUGAGGCAGGAGGGAUAUGUUUCUUCAACAAAAUUGGUUCUGCAUGAUGUGGAAGAGGAAGAGAAAGAGCAUAUGCUCAAGCAUCACAGUGAAAAAAUAGCUGUAGCUUUCGGAAUUCUGACCAUACCAGCUGGCAGACCAAUCCGCGUCAUGAAAAACUUGCGUGUGUGUGAAGACUGUCAUAAUGCCAUCAAGCAUAUAUCGAAGAUUGUUGGAAGAUUGAUAAUCUUAAGGGAUUCUCAUCGCUUUCACCACUUCAGUAAGGGCAUUUGUUCAUGUGGGGAUUAUUGGUAAAACGGAGAUAUCAAAGCUAUGGUAAAAGUAAAUGCUCUCUGAGCCUAUCAUAUUCUCAUGGAAGAAGUGCUGAAAUCCGUGAGGAGCGCACUUAUAUCCGCCCGGUUGGUUAUGGACUUAGUAUCCAUGUGAAUCAGGUGAUUGGAAAAUCUGAGUUAUUAAUUCAAACUACUUCAUACCGACCAAGAGGAGGUAUCAUCUGAUGAAAGUUUGAAUUCGAUAUAUCUUUGAAUUAUGUCAGAGAAUGCAAAUCGCUGAAAAAGAUAGCAUGAAAUGAAUAGAAUGUAUCAAGAAUGAACUCAAUUAUCAGACGGCUAGAACAAUGCUCUUCGUAAAAGAUUGGCAACUUGUCAAAAGUAACCAGAACGCAAGAUAGGAAAUAGGAAACUGGGUGCAAUAGCAACUUCUGACAAACCUUACUGCUACUCAUUGAUUGAUUGAUUGCACCCCUUACAAGAUAAUGAAAUGCUUCGUUUUUUUUAUUACUUUUUAUGUAUUGGGGUUCAUUGUGAUAAUGUUUUGUUGUAUUUUACUCCCUUUGUAACAAAGUAUAAACAAAAAAUUGCAUGUACUUUUUUGGAGCCGAGUACCCAAACAAAAAAGCAACUACUCAGUCUGAAAA
Messenger RNA from Cicer arietinum (chickpea), 3111 nucleotides. Its product is annotated as pentatricopeptide repeat-containing protein At4g02750. Gene Ontology annotation, molecular function: RNA binding; zinc ion binding; protein binding. Lineage: Eukaryota; Viridiplantae; Streptophyta; Magnoliopsida; Fabales; Fabaceae. The record is from RefSeq and is a predicted model, not a curated record. Gene Ontology annotation, biological process: RNA modification.